Molecule: messenger RNA, 1182 nt
Organism: Cucurbita maxima (winter squash)
Lineage: Eukaryota; Viridiplantae; Streptophyta; Magnoliopsida; Cucurbitales; Cucurbitaceae
Product: REF/SRPP-like protein At1g67360
Exons: 2
Coding region: 144-884 (246 amino acids)
Source: RefSeq, a predicted model, not a curated record
GGAAUAGUGGAGUAGCAAAUUUCCGGAGCACAUCACCGUAAGGCUGUUGAAUCUCUUUGUGUGUGCGGAUAAAGUUUUGUUAUCAUUUGUUUUUCUUUUUGUCUACGCAAGCAAUCGCGGUCUUGAUCGAUCGGAAUUAACAGAUGGAGAACGAAAGGCAGAAUCUAGAGCUGAAGCAUCUAGGUUUUGUUAGGAUCGCUGUGAUUCAGACGAUUGUAUGUGUUACGAAUCUGUAUGAUUACGCGAAGCAGAACUCCGGACCUCUGAGAUCUGCGGUUGAAAGUGUGGAGAGCGCUGUUAACACAGUUGUAGCUCCUGCCUACGAGAAGCUCCGAAUCGCACCUGAUGAUGUUCUUGUUUUUCUUGACGAGAAGGUUGACAAAGCGACACAUGAGUUUGAUAAACGUGCCCCUCCUCUGGCAAAACAAGCCGUUCAAAUCACGCAGCAUUGUAUCCAAAAAGCUGCUCGAACUGGGCAAGAACUUGUGAAUGAGUUUCAAACAAGCGGACCACGCGCAGCGUUUUACUAUGCAGCGAACGGGUACAAGCAGUUGGUUCUAACCCAAGGAGUGAAGGUUUGGGCAUGUCUCAACCGGCUUCCAUCGUUCCACAAGUUCGCAGACAUGGCAGUCCCAACUGCGGCUCAGUGGUUGGAGUGGUACAACUGCAAGGUGAAAGGUAUGAGGCAGAAGGGCUACCACGUCUUUGACUAUUGUCCUGAAGUUCCUCUGAGUGAGAUAGCUGAGGCAUUUAAGCAGGGCGAGGCCAAGAAGAAAGAAGCACCUCCAACUACUCCUGAACAAGCUCCACCGAAGAACAAACCGGGUUCAGAUUCCGAUUCUGAAUCCGAAUCCGAAUCUGAGUCGGUUUCGGUUCCAAACUAGAAUAGGGUUUUUAGUUUCAAUACCUAAUCACCUGGUUUGCAAGAGUUAUAUGGUUCAUGUUCAUGAUGUUGAUAUGGGACUAGCUCAAUGUUUGUAUACAGUUUGGACAAAUAAUUGAAGUUUUAGUUUCCGUGUGCGUGGAGGAAGGAUAAUAAAAUCAGUUAUGUCUAGCUAAAACGUGGAGACACGAGUGAUGGACGCAACACAAUGCUGGCCUCAAGAACUAGUGAGCAAAGGGAUUCAACCACAUCUGCUUUAUUUAUAAAUUGAAGUUUCUGGCUUUUUAGGAACGACAGUA